Messenger RNA from Anthostomella pinea, 264 nucleotides. NCBI's taxonomy places the organism in Eukaryota, Fungi, Ascomycota, Sordariomycetes, Xylariales, Xylariaceae. The record is from the annotation of a GenBank genome assembly.
AUGCUCGUGCAAGCCUUCCUCUUCACCGCGCUCGCCGCCCUCGGCUCCGCAAAGCCUGUCCCGGCCCCAUCAGCCAGCGCGUGCACUCGAGAGCAUGGAACCUACGACGUCUGCGACACGGCCCACUCGUACAUGCGAUGUCAAGGACACAGACCCAUAAUGGUGGCCGACUGCCGCCGCCCGCACUACUGCCAGAUCAUCAACGGCAAGGGCAGCUGCAACGGCUUGAGCCCGCCUCUGAUGAACGCUACGACAUCCCGCUAA